This is a messenger RNA of Malaclemys terrapin pileata, 2827 nucleotides long. RefSeq names its product p21 (RAC1) activated kinase 4 (gene PAK4). Gene Ontology annotation, molecular function: ATP binding; protein serine/threonine kinase activity. The coding region runs from base 15 to 1904 and encodes 629 amino acids. The transcript is spliced from 8 exons. The record is from RefSeq and is a predicted model, not a curated record. Gene Ontology annotation, biological process: intracellular signal transduction; regulation of MAPK cascade; protein phosphorylation. Gene Ontology annotation, cellular component: cytoplasm. NCBI's taxonomy places the organism in Eukaryota, Metazoa, Chordata, Testudines, Emydidae.
AUACACCGGUGGAGAUGAAGUCCCAGGAAGAAUGGGCUUGUCUUGUAGCCAACGUCACCAUGUUCAGCAAGAAGAAGAAACGCGUUGAGAUCUCUGCUCCCUCAAACUUCGAGCACCGGGUCCACACUGGGUAUGACCAACAAGAGCAGAAGUUCACCGGGCUGCCGAGGCAAUGGCAGGGCAUCAUCGAGGAGUCGGCAAAGCGACCCAAGCCACUGGUGGAUCCAGUGUACAUCACGGCUAUUCAGCACGGCUCGCAGAAGACCAUCGUGCGGGGCAACAAAACCGCCAAGGACGGCUCCCUGACCUGGCUGCUGGAUGAGUUUGAGAACAUGUCGGUGUCCCGCUCCAACUCGCUGCGCCGGGACAGCCCGCCCCUCCAGCCCCGCCGCGACCAGCUCUUCCACCAGAACGGCCUCAACGAGGGGCCGUCCAAAGCCCAGCCCCUCGAGGACAGGAAUAAGGACCACAAAGAGAGGGCUCACCACCAGGCCAGGAACGAGCUGGAUCGGGACAGGGAAAGGACCCGGGACAGGGAGGAGAACCGGGCCCACCCACAGCAGCCCCGAGGGCAGGAGCCCAGCGGCAAAUCCACCAAGCACCCUGGCGGCAGGCCGCCCCCUCCUGAGUACCACAAGCCCUCUAAGGAGGGCAGGCCCAGAGCCCAUGACCGGGAUGGGAGGCGGGACUACCCGGCGGAGCGGGACUACAGCGAGCCGGCCGACCGCGUGGUCAGGCGGGAUCGCAAUGACGCCUCCGACAAGAGACCCAAGUCCACGUACACCGGGGAGAAAAGCCCGCAAUCCCCGCGGGACAAGCGCCCGCUCUCCGGGCCCAAUAUCCGGACUCCAAACAUCCCCGUCUCCGAAGGGGUGAUGAAGACCGCUCAGCAGACCGGCCGGCCUUUUAAUACGUAUCCACGAGCUGAGACUGACCCUGUCAGGGGCACAGGUUCUCAGGCAGAGCCCAGGUCUGCGAGGCCCCAGGAAAUGGCGUCCAAUGGGCCAGUAAGCGGGAGCAGUAGCUCCUCCAAGGUCCACCAGCCAGGCCAGCCGAGGUCCAAAAACCCAGAGCCACCCCAUCCGGGGAUCUCCCCGCACGCAUCAGAGCCCCUCUUAACUCGCAUCCCCCAGUCAAACCCCCAGCCGUCUUAUUCCCAGCCGCUGCCACCGCCUCCUCCCCCCACGGCCUCCCAGCAGCCCCGCUCCCCGCAGCGCGAGCCCCAACGGGUCUCCCACGAACAGUUCCGAGCCGCCCUGCAGAUGGUGGUCGACCCGGGCGACCCCCGGACCUACCUGGACAACUUCAUUAAAAUCGGCGAAGGCUCCACGGGUAUCGUCUGCAUCGCCACGGUCAAGAGCACGGGGAAGCUGGUGGCCGUGAAGAAAAUGGAUCUGCGGAAGCAGCAAAGACGCGAACUGCUGUUUAAUGAGGUGGUGAUUAUGAGGGACUACCAGCACGAGAACGUGGUGGAGAUGUACAACAGCUACCUGGUGGGGGACGAGCUGUGGGUGGUGAUGGAGUUCCUAGAAGGCGGAGCUCUGACCGAUAUCGUAACACACACCAGGAUGAAUGAAGAGCAGAUCGCCGCCGUCUGCCUGGCUGUCCUGAAAGCACUUUCUGUCCUCCACGCCCAGGGGGUCAUUCACCGAGACAUCAAGAGCGACUCCAUCCUGCUCACCCACGAUGGCAAGGUGAAGCUCUCUGAUUUUGGGUUUUGCGCGCAAGUGAACAAAGAGGUCCCGCGGCGGAAGUCGCUGGUGGGAACCCCCUACUGGAUGGCGCCAGAGCUCAUCUCCCGACUACCUUAUGGACCAGAGGCAGGACAAACCCUGCAGAGGGCCAAUUAUUCCUGUAGCCGUGAAAUCCGCUUGACUGUUCGUCUGCUUCUGGCACGUGUAUAGCAUCAAAGGCCACUAAGUGGCGCUGUGUAUAAAUGCAAACUAGCCAUAAGUGCGUUUGGGUCCUAAAAAGGGAAGUGCUCAUGCUAACAGGCGCGGAUGCGGAAUGUGGUCCCUGUCUUUGGAAGACUUCCCUGCUUGCUUUCAGUUCAUGGCAUUCGUUCCUGUGCAUCUAUGUCGUAAUAAAGCACUAGACACGCGUACGUCCCUGCUAAUCAAGGGGCACACUGUAGGGGGGGCGGGGGUUGGAUUCCUGCGGUGACAGAUUUAGAAACACACCAGUCAUCUGGUGUAGCAGGCUAGGCUCUGGGUUUCUAUACCAGAUGACUGGUGUUUCUAACGUGCAGCUGCCGUCUCUGUCAGAUCCAGACUCCAGGCUGCCUUGCCUGGGGGAGUGUGGCCUAGUCGCUCUCUCAGUGAGGCCCUGUGGUGCUUUUCACCUUUGGCGAGGGCACCAGUCUUUCUGAUUUAAAUAGGACACCGAUGUGCUGCCCGGGGAGCAGCGUCUAGCGACUAGAGCAGGGGGAGGGAUAGCUCAGUGGUUUGAGCAUUGGCCUGCUAAACCCAGGGUUGUGAGUUCAAUCCUCGAGGGGGCCAUUUGGGGCAAAAAUCUGUCUGGGGAUUGGUCCUGCCUUGAGCAGGAGGUUGGACUAGAUACCUCCUGAGGUCCCUUCCAACCCUGAUAGUCUAUGAUACUGGGCUGGGAGCUAUUCCUGGACCGGGCACUUCCCCUCUGUGCUUCAGUUUCCCCUCCCUUUUGUCUAUUUAUGCUGUAAGCUCUGGGGACAGAGACUGCCCAUCACUCUGCGUCUUGCAGUGCCCAGCACAGUGGGGCAGGUUUGGGGGCACAGCAGCCCCCCACCCCACCCGUCAUUCCAUCGCCAGUCGCUGUCCCUUCGCUUCCUUUUCGCCCAUCUCUCCUCUCU